Hevea brasiliensis (rubber tree) is the source of this 1793-nucleotide messenger RNA. RefSeq lists its product as uncharacterized. Gene Ontology annotation, biological process: regulation of DNA-templated transcription. The record is from RefSeq and is a predicted model, not a curated record. Gene Ontology annotation, molecular function: transcription coregulator activity. NCBI's taxonomy places the organism in Eukaryota, Viridiplantae, Streptophyta, Magnoliopsida, Malpighiales, Euphorbiaceae. The coding region runs from base 281 to 1531 and encodes 416 amino acids. The transcript is spliced from 5 exons.
CUAAAUCGUUGGGCAAGGCAAAAGUUAUGGGUAAACAAUUCUCUCUCCUCAAUUCUCUCUCUCUUUUCUUUGUACUGCUUCCCAGCCAACGAAAAAAAGCCCCCAUUGCUAACUGCAAUUUGAUUUGAAAGGGCGAAAGCAACAAAAGAAUUUGAAGUGACCCAUCUGCACCCAUGUAGUGUACUCUCUCUAUAAACGCUUAAAUAUCUGCCUCUUUCUCUCUCUUUCUCUGUCUCUGCUAUAGAGGGUGGUCUGCGGUUAGAGGGAGUUGCUGGUGAAGAUGCCGAGGCCAGGGCCGAGACCUUAUGAGUGCGUGAGGAGAGCUUGGCACAGCGAUAGACACCAACCCCUGAGAGGUUCUAUCAUUCAACAAAUUUUCAGGGUCGCUAAUGAGAGUCACAGUGCCGCAACUAAAAAGAACAAGGAGUGGCAAGAGAAGCUUCCUCUCGUGGUCUUGAAAGCUGAGGAAAUCAUGUACUCCAAAGCCAACUCUGAGGCUGAGUACAUGAACCUAGAAACAUUAUGGGAUCGUGUGAAUGACGCCAUUAACACAAUUAUUCGGAGAGAUGAGAGCAGUGAAACCGGAGAGCUUCUGCCUCCUUGUAUUGAAGCUGCCCUCAAUCUGGGCUGCAUUCCAGUUAGAGCUUCAAGAAGCCAACGGCACAGUAAUCCCAGGAGUUACCUCAGCCCAAGAGUGCAAGAACCUGUGUCUGCACCGCUUAGAGUUUUGGAAAAAACAAAUGAUAAACAAUGUCCUCAGUCAGCACCGCUUCAGUCCAGCAAUCAGUUGAACUUUGCAAGAGCCACCAUGGCUGUAAAUUCAACAUUUCCAGUUUCAGAAAGUAACCAUCAUUUGACUGAGGCUAGUAAUGUUGCUACUCCUUGCAGUUAUCCUCUACUGUAUGAUAAUACUUCUACUGGCUGUAGUCAGUUGAUGACGAAGGACACUAACAAGCAACUGAACUUGGGUUCAGUUUAUCCUUUGUAUUAUGGAAAUAACUAUCAGAGAAAAAAGCCCCAUUUGGUUUCCCAAGUCACAGAGAAGAAUCCCAACAUUAUAUAUGUUGGCAAUCGUUUCAGCACAUUAGUUGCAGAGUCUGCUGAAAUGGGUGUUUUGCAGAACCUUUUCUGUCCUAGUGCUGAAAUUGCUGCCAAGAGGAUCUCACAAGGAGAUUUGGGGAUUACUCAUGAAAAGUCACCUGGGAUGCAAUGUGAUUUGUCUUUAAGGUUGGGUCUAUGUGCUGAACCCUGUAUGAGCAUGGAAAGUUCGGCUCAAGAGACAGAGGAUCUUGUUUCAAACAGUUCUCUAGAUAGGGGCAAGCUUAGUGAGUUUUCUCUACAAAAAAACAAAGAGUUGUUUCUUUCUCCUAUUACAAAUACUAAUGAUCCUUCUGAGUCCUGUCCAAUUAAGUGUUUUUCAGUGGGUGAACGUCAGAAUUUGGACACAACUAUGAAAAAGCGUAAGGCACCCUUCAAUGAGGAUGCGGAGGAUGGACAAUUUUGUUGGCGACCUAAGUUUCCUUCUAACUAGUUCAUUGGUCAUAUAGAAAGGCCAGGAGCUUUGAGAUCUUGUUUUGGAUGGCAUCAAGUUUGCGAGGUUGUGACGUGUGUGCCAUGGGUGGAGCAAGCUCCUCGCUUGCACGUGAGAGUACUACUACUUAGUAAGGGUAAACACCAUUGGUUGUAAUUGGGUUGAAGGAUUUGGGGAUCAUGUGAGAUUAAUUAAUGGUGUAUUAUUUUUCCUUUAUUAGUGGAUUGUUUCGUAGAGUAAGCAAUUUACCGAACCACUUAAA